Aethina tumida (small hive beetle) is the source of this 898-nucleotide messenger RNA. RefSeq names its product small integral membrane protein 14. NCBI's taxonomy places the organism in Eukaryota, Metazoa, Arthropoda, Insecta, Coleoptera, Nitidulidae. Bases 185 to 487 code for a protein of 100 amino acids. Gene Ontology annotation, cellular component: endoplasmic reticulum. The record is from RefSeq and is a predicted model, not a curated record. The transcript is spliced from 5 exons.
AUUGUCAGUUUGCAGUCGUUGACAGAAGUGAAAAUGUUUUAACACAAAAACAAAUCCGACAAAAAUAUACUUUUUAGAUUUGUUGCUAGAAACGGUCCCGCAUCCAAUUAUCCCGUUGCGUAACCGCACAUUUAGUCAAGGAACAAGUCUAAGAAUUAUAUUUUGUGCGAUUUUUCAAUACAUAAUGGGAGACCAAGGCGUCGAUCCGUGUGAGUGCAUUUGGGGCCACGAAAUGGCGAUGAGACGCUUAUUAAAUUUGCUAAGAAACUCCCAAUCCUAUUGUACAGAUACUACAUGCUUCGACGACGGUACAACACCAAACACAGGACAAAAUGAUAACUUUAUGCUUAUGGGAUUAAUGUUUGUUGCCGCUUUGUUGCUGUGUUAUUUUCGGCCGACAUCUCAAAGAGUAAAUGAUUCGCUCACAAAACCAAACAAUGGAAAUGACUCAAAUGGUUCGCCGCCUACUCCACCAGCUGUAAAUUAAUAGGCCGCAUAAAAUGCCAAACUUAACUUGAAUAACAGGUUUUGACACUAAUAACAUAUACGUGUUUAAUAAUAUUUGAAAAAAUCUAUCUUAGCAGGACUAAGAAAUGAGCUAUUAAGAAUUCUCACUAUUAUGCAUUUUUAUCUUUAUAUCUUUAGUUUUAUUGGUUUAGGGUAUAUUUAUGUGUGAAUAUAUUAAUUAUUGUUUGGUUUCACUUGUGAAUUUCAUUUGAUUAUAAUAUUUAUGAUAUACAUUCCUAAGCACUUGACUUGUACUAAAAAGCAAUAUUUUUGAAUUUGUUGAAUCCAAACAAAUGUGCUCAAGGCUUUAUUUCUCUAGUGUACAUAACUUAUCAAUUUUAUUAAUUCUAACACUUCAAUUAUAGUAAUAAAUGUAUUAUAUUUUAAUAAA